AUGAUCUUGAACGGGCCAGCGACUGCUGAUUAUGAUGAAGAUCUCGGAUCUCUAUUUCUUCAAGAUUGGAGUCAUAUUGAAGCGUUCACACUCUGGAACAGUGCAAAGUUGGGCGCCCCUCCAACCUUGGAAAAUGGUCUUAUCAAUGGGACUAACACCUUUGAUUGUACCGAUUCUACUGACGCAAAGUGUGUCGGUGGUGGGACAAAGUUUGAAAUGACAUUUGAGGCGGGAAAGAAAUACAGAAUCUCCGUUGUCAAUGUCGCUAUCGAGGGUCACUUUCAAUUUUCCAUCGAUGGCCACAGUUUGACUGUCAUUUCCAACGAUCUUGUUCCAAUUGUUCCAUACACCGCCGAUAGUAUUCUGAUCAACAUUGGCCAGCGGUACGAUGUCGUUGUCGAAGCGAACGCGGACCCCGGCAACUAUUGGCUGCGAGCAGGUUGGACUACAGCUUGUGCUACGAACGACAACGCAGACGGCAUGACAGGUAUUGUGCGUUACGAUUCAUCAAGCACUGAUGACCCGACCACUACUACUUCUGUGGAGGAAUCCUCCAGCUGCAGUGACGAGGCUCUCGCCAGUCUGGUGCCGCACCUGUCCCUCGACGUGACAAAUAUACCUAUCAUAGCCAAUGAGGCUCUAGGCUUCACAUUCGAUGAAUACUUCAAAUGGACCAUUAACACAACAAGUUUAUACUUAGAUUGGGCAAGCCCGACUUUGUUGAAGAUCUUCAACAACGAGUCGAUCUUCCCAACUGAAUACAACGUCGUCGCCGUUGAUAAAUCCUCUACAGAUGCAGAAUGGGCUGUAUUGGUAAUUCAGGAUGAGACAGGCUUAGGGCUUUCUCACCCAAUUCAUCUCCACGGCCAUGACUUCUGGGUUCUUGCUCAGAGCACAGGCGUCUUUGACGGAACUACAUCAAGUUUCAACACAGCAAAUCCGCCUCGUCGUGAUGUUGCUACACUACCAGGUAACGGGUAUCUUGCCAUUGCAUUUAAACUCGAUAACCCUGGAGCAUGGCUUGUACAUUGCCACAUUGCUUGGCACGCUAGCCAGGGCCUGUCUCUUGAAUUUGUAGAGAGUCAGAGCGACAUUUCUGUCACUCUGACAGACACUGAUAUAUUCAUGGACCAGUGCUCAUCCUGGGACGUUUACACCGCGAGCGAGGUGUUCCCUCAGGACGACUCUGGUAUUUAA
Phaeoacremonium minimum UCRPA7 is the source of this 1197-nucleotide messenger RNA. RefSeq names its product putative laccase precursor protein. Lineage: Eukaryota; Fungi; Ascomycota; Sordariomycetes; Togniniales; Togniniaceae. The record is from RefSeq and is a predicted model, not a curated record. Gene Ontology annotation, molecular function: oxidoreductase activity; copper ion binding. The transcript is spliced from 4 exons. Bases 1 to 1197 code for a protein of 398 amino acids.